Molecule: messenger RNA, 1650 nt
Organism: Vollenhovia emeryi
Lineage: Eukaryota; Metazoa; Arthropoda; Insecta; Hymenoptera; Formicidae
Product: glutamate-rich WD repeat-containing protein 1
Exons: 4
Coding region: 183-1550 (455 amino acids)
Molecular function (GO): protein binding
Source: RefSeq, a predicted model, not a curated record
UGGCCUUAAGCGACCCACCCCCACCACCGUGGAGACUGUAUACAAGAUCGCGCACGUGUCCAUGCUGUCCACGAUCUCGUGACGGUCGCUCCGCGGGUAAAGCGAGUUUAUUUAAUCUCGCACUCAAAAAGGAAAGGAUAAUCGUUAAUUGAUAAGAGACCCGUCGUCACACUUGUUUAAGGAUGUCCGAGGAGAUAAGGGAGGAGCCGAUGGAGGGUGUCGCGAGCGAGGACGAGAGCAGCGACGAGUCCAUGGAAGAGGAGGACGCGAACGAGAGCCGCGAGGAGGCCGCGUCGAGGGUAUACCUUCCGGGACAGGCUCUGCAAGUGGGCGAGGAGCUCGCCGUGGACAAGUCGGCGUACAGACUGUUGCACUACGCGCAAUCCGGAGCGCCGUGCCUCACCUUCGACGUGAUACCGGACGACCUGGGCGGCACCCGAGAGAGUUACCCUCUAAGCAUGUACAUAGUUGCCGGGACGCAGGCCGCGAAGGCGCACGUCAACAAGCUGCUCGUCAUGAAGAUGUCCAAUUUGCACGGUAGCGAGCAGCGCUCCGAGGAUUCGGACAGCGAAUCGAGCGACUCGGAGGACGAGAGCGACGAGCGUAAGCCGGUGAUGAGCGUCGCUCCUAUAAGACACCACGGGUGUAUUAACAGGUUGAGAUGCACGAAGCUGAAUGGGGCAAUGCUAGCCGCCAGCUGGAGCGAACUGGGACGUGUAAAUAUCUGGAACUUGCAGGAGCAGCUGAACGCGGUCGAGAUCCCCAGCCUGCUGGCCACGUAUCGUAAUAAGUAUGACAAGAAUGCGGACAUUAAACCGAUUUACACGUUUAAAGGGCAUCUAUCCGAAGGAUUCGGCCUCGAUUGGAGCCGCACGGAGCCGGGCACUCUAGCGUCCGGCGACUGCAAGGGUAACAUUCACAUAUGGCGCAUCGACAGCAGCGGCACGUCCUGGUAUGUGGACCAGAGGCCGUACAAUUCUCACGCCCUGCACAGCGUCGAGGAUUUGCAGUGGUCGCCGAAUGAAAAGAACGUUCUGGCGUCGUGUUCCGUGGACAAAAGCAUAAGGAUCUGGGAUAUGCGAGCGAGUGCACAGAACGCGUGCAUGCUGACGGUGCAUGACGCACACACGGCCGAUGUCAACGUUAUCUCGUGGAACCCGACGGAGAGCCAGUUUAUGGUAUCGGGCGGCGACGACGGGCUGCUCCACGUAUGGGAUCUGCGACGGUUCGGAGCUGACGGCGCGAGCCCGCUCGCUACUUUCAAGCAACACACCGCGCCGGUCACCACCGUGGAGUGGCAUCCCACGGAGUCCACGGUGUUCGCUUCUGGCGGUGCCGACGACCAGAUCGCUCAGUGGGAUCUGUCGGUGGAGGCAGACGAGGCGGAGCAACCUCAGGACAGCGUGUUGGCCAAGUUGCCGCCGCAGUUGCUGUUCAUACAUCAGGGUCAGUCGGACAUCAAAGAGUUGCACUGGCACCCGCAAUGCCCAGGGACUAUAGUAUCGACCGCGCAUUCAGGAUUUAACGUAUUCCGCACGAUCAGUGUAUAACAGAGCAUCAGACUUUCUAGGAUAAUAUAAAGUACUACAUUUAAGAGGCUGUAUGAAGGACGAAGCUUACGCAAAAUAUAUCUACAAAAUCUCGUUUCUC